Cajanus cajan (pigeon pea) is the source of this 947-nucleotide messenger RNA. Its product is annotated as protein SOB FIVE-LIKE 5. The record is from RefSeq and is a predicted model, not a curated record. NCBI's taxonomy places the organism in Eukaryota, Viridiplantae, Streptophyta, Magnoliopsida, Fabales, Fabaceae. Gene Ontology annotation, biological process: cytokinin biosynthetic process.
AAAACUAGUCUAGGAUUUGAGUCUCAUUCUCUUUGGUUAUUUCCACUCUAUACAACUUAGUCAGUGGUCAUUGCGCCCUAAAACCAAAACUACAUUGCCAUACCCUUAAUACCCUCUAGUUCACAAUUUGUUCCAUCCUUUUACCACCGUUACUCUUUCAUCAUAAAUUGGACACUCCUAUAUUUUCUUGUUUACUAGUACAAUCUAGAAAGAAAAAAAAAGAUAGGAAGAUGAAUACAUUUGGUUCAGAAUGCAGUAGUGGGUGUGAGUCUGGUUGGACUCUUUACCUGGAGCGCUCUUUCCUCAACCAGAAUGCUUCUUCACAUAGAGGUGCCACUGAGGAGGAACACAAAGACAAAAGGUUCAAACAUGAGGACUCAGGGGAGGAGGAUUUGUCCAUGCUUUCUGAUGCUUCUUCUGGACCUCCGCAUUUCCCACACUAUGAGGCUUACUUCAAUGAAGAGGUCAAUGGUAGCUUUUAUUCAGCUUCCAAGGCAGUGAAGCUGGCCAAGAAUGGUACAAAGAAGCAGAAAGUUAAAGAAAAUCAACAUCUUCCUUCUAUUCUUCAUGACACUGCUAGCUCUCCUUUUUUUGACUUUUCAACUAACAAUAUUACUGGGGGCAAGCAACAAACUUCCACAGGGAGUGUGCUAGAUUAUUCACAAGGCUUCUCUGCAACUUAUUUUGAGCAGGGAGGAUCCUCAUUCCAAGAACAACACUUUGGUUUCUUACAAUCAGAAAAUGAGCUUGAAGGCAACAACAGAUGGUAUGGAGGGAAAGGGAUGGGAAUAAGGUAAAGAUAUAUCAGUUCUGCUGAUGGAUGAAGAAGCAUGUCAUGGUGUAGAAGUAAUUUGGUAUUGAUAGGGACCUUGUACCUUUAUCUACUUUUCUCUUGUAGCUGUUGAUGCAGUGGGAAACAACCUGAAAAGACAAGUUAGAUUUUUUCA